UGUUUCAGUGUCUCAAGAGGCUGGGUGCCACUCAGGGGGGCGGUGCACCUCUCCAGACCCCUCCCGCCCCCAAACCCCCCCUCACACACACACUGUGACCAGCAGCCAGGCAGGCAGCCUCCUCACACUACAACCAAUACUACACACCGCCGCAGUCAAAGCAGCAUCCCAUGCCUUCACCUGCUCCAGGAUAGACAGCCGUCCAUCCAACCAUUUCUCCAUCUGUCCGUCCGUCCAGUCAGACAGCCAGCCAAGGUGGAAGCCACGUUCAGGUGAGGAUGCUGGAAAACGGCAGGAAGGUGUUCAAAGAAGGUCUGCUGGAGAAGCGGAGCGACGGUCUGCUGCAGCUGUGGAAGAAGAAGCACUGCGUCCUGACCGAAGACGGCGUGCUGCUGCUGCCGCCCAAGCAGCACGACCACCCGCAGCACCACCCGUCUCACCACGGCGGCGGGGACACGGGCAAAGUCAAGGAGCUGCACUUCGCCAACAUGAAGACGGUGGACUGCGUGGAGCGGAAGGGCAAGUACGUCUACUUCACGGUGGUCAUGAUGGAAGGGAAGGAGAUCGACUUCAGGUGCCCGCAGGACGAGGGCUGGAACGCGGAGAUCACCUUGCAGAUGGUCCAGUACAAGAACCGGCAGGCGAUCCUGGCCGUCAAGUCCACCCGGCAGAAGCAGCAGCUGCUCGUCGUGCAGAUGCCCGGCCAGAAGACGGUCCGCAGCUCCCCAAACGUUGCGUGACCUGCGGCGAGCCCCGCGGACACUGGUGCGCCAUUUGCGGUUAAUUGGACACUCAGCUGGAGGAUGAAUAUCGACCCGGGCUGCAUUUCCCCCGCCGCUUCACCACCCAACUGAAUUCUCCAGGACAACCCCUCUUCCAUGUCGUGGUUUCCACAGAGCAGCUCCCCGUCCCCUUUUCAAUACAGAGACUUCUUUCACUAAAGACUGAUGGACAAAAAGCAUGUGAGAAAACAACUGUAUUCAACCGUGCGAUGGGUUUAUCCCUUAUUUAUUAGAUGUGUAUAUAUAUUUUCUAUAAAAAAUGUUAUGUUGUUGAUGAAUGUUCAGUGCGGUUGUUGCUAGAGUAGAACAGGAAAUACUUGUUUGGAGGUUCAUAGCCUACAUGUUACACAGGAACUCAAUUGGGAAUAAGAGUUUCUAUGUAGUUAGGAUGGUUGCUGUAGGUUAAUCAGAUCAAUUCAUUAUUGAUAAAAUGUGUCAUUGUUCAUAUUUUCAGUUUUCAACUGAACCAAAGACUCAUAGAUUUUUGCCCUCUUGUGCAGUGUUGAAGCUCAGAAUAUAUGAUAGAUAUGAUGAGAUACCUGCUCGACCUACAUUUGUUCAAUUGCUUCAUUUAUUAAUAGCUACAGUACAUCUUAGUAUUUUCAUUGUGUACAUCAACCAUUUUCCACUCUACAGUUAGUCAUUUUAUUUGGCAGCAAACAGAUACAAAGGUUAUCUUUUGCUUGCCUGCAAGUCUUAAAUCUAAAUAAGAUGCUAGGUUAUUGUCCUCAGUUUGUUUUCAGUGGUUACAGAAAGGAGCUAAGUAAUAUAGUAAGUAUGUAACAUGCACUGUGGAGUUUUUAUUAUAUUGACAAUUUUCAGGAGCUGAACUGUUCUAAAGACAGUUUGACUGGUUGCAUUAAAUCUCAGUGGGUGGAGAUAAAGAGUGUAAUAACAUUAGAGUAAAACCCAGGAAUACGGAAACCAAAACUGCUACAAAUUGAUAUCCAAAAGCAAAGACACAAAAUAGAGGUACCUUUACAUUUUUAAAACAUUUCUGGGAAUUCAUAGAUACUUUCUACAUGUUUAAGCUUCUUGGUCAGCUUUAAUCUGGACUGGUUACAUUUUAAAAGGUCAGGAACAAACAGGCUUUAAUGUCAAAUAAUUUGAACUAUAAAGGUGAAAUUUUGUGGCAAAAUCAAUUAAUUGGCUUGUGGAGUUAUGUAGAUCUGUACAUGUCUGUCAAGUUAAACUUUGGUGAACUUUGGCAAACAAAUUUGCAAUAACCAACCGUCUUGACAGUGCUAAUGUUUAACUUUGAGGGAACGGAGAGGCAGAGAGUCUAGAGCAGGAGAAGCUAUCAAAGCUUAUUAGCUGUGUGCACCACCCAUUUAACCCUCAAUAUAAAGUGCUCCACAAAAGAGGAAUGGUUUUUAGACAGUUAUGAGACAAGAGAAGGUAUAAAUUUGUCUCUUGAAUAAAGCGUUUGAACUUAUUGUCCUUUUAGGUAACAAGUUAAUAGCUAACUAACAGUUAUCAAGCUAGCUAGCUAGUGUGCCUCACAGGGCUAGCAUGUUUCCGGCUGGCUCAUGUUAGUAUAUGCGUUUAGCUUUCCAGUUAAAGCCCCGCGAGUAGUCAAUCAAGCUUCUAAAAUUGCAUAUUUUGUGAAGGCGCACAGAUUUUUUUUGCCGUGCCACUUUCUUGUGUGACAGUCUUUAGUAGAGCUGGAUAGUAUGCUCCCCAGCAUUACUCUCCAUUCAUUCCAGAAAGUUGCUCACUGGGGGAAUACACUGACAUUUUUUUUCUGGCUUCAGCAAUUUUUUUUGACUACGGCAUAGAGAAUUCUCUUCCUUGUCUGUCUUCUUGUUGGUGCUUGGAGUUUUUAUAAUGCUGAGAAAAAUGUAUUCAUCAUGUUGCAGAAGUUUUUUUUUUUGUUGUUGUUGUAAUGACUGUUUAAGGUAAAAAUUUUGGCCACAGUCGCUGCUUUGCAAAUCAAGCUUGCCAGUUAGCUAAGUUGAGCUAAAAUGGACUCUUUGGCUCCACCUACUGACGUGUACCUAAACCAAUCUACAACAGUUCUUCUUCAGAUAAAUGUUCUCAAGAUUACAGCUCUCAUCUGCAAGUUAUUUACUGUGAAACCUUUCGUAACAAAAAGUACAGACUAAAUUGUGAGUAUGGGCAACGUUUAUUGAAAUGUGACAGGUUUUUUCAUAAUACAGGGAUGUCUCGCUGUUAUUUCACUCUGGCUCAUGUUGUUUCCUGUCUGGUGGGAGUGUUUUCCACUGCUUCCCCUCUUCUCUUGCCAGUGUAUCACCGCCGAAACCAACACAUGCCUCUGUGUUGUUGUCAUCUCCCACACAGGGUAAUAGCUGUGCCCUUUAUCUAAUGCGACUGGUGUGAUGCUUCUCUGACAUGCCUUCCUGUUGCCAUCAUUACACACACAGUUAUAGCUGUGCCCUUUGUAGCCACUGUCCAAUUUCUUAUUUCCACGUGAGAUCUAUUUUCAUACCUCGAAAAGAUACAUUCCAUUAAAAAAAAAAACUAAAAUCAA
Messenger RNA from Thunnus maccoyii (southern bluefin tuna), 3273 nucleotides. It is a transcript of the gene phlda1, whose product is annotated as pleckstrin homology-like domain, family A, member 1. Gene Ontology annotation, biological process: positive regulation of apoptotic process. The coding region runs from base 279 to 740 and encodes 153 amino acids. Gene Ontology annotation, molecular function: phosphatidylinositol phosphate binding. The record is from RefSeq and is a predicted model, not a curated record. NCBI's taxonomy places the organism in Eukaryota, Metazoa, Chordata, Actinopteri, Scombriformes, Scombridae. The transcript is spliced from 2 exons.